This is a messenger RNA of Dermacentor silvarum, 1970 nucleotides long. Its product is annotated as proteasome assembly chaperone 1. Gene Ontology annotation, biological process: proteasome core complex assembly. The record is from RefSeq and is a predicted model, not a curated record. Gene Ontology annotation, molecular function: proteasome binding. Lineage: Eukaryota; Metazoa; Arthropoda; Arachnida; Ixodida; Ixodidae. The transcript has a single exon. Bases 135 to 959 code for a protein of 274 amino acids. Gene Ontology annotation, cellular component: endoplasmic reticulum.
AGUUAAUUUAAGCUAUAGAGUUAUCACUAUACUAUGAUUUAAGCCCUUGGCAACUGCGCCUCCGGCGACAGGCGACGGCAUCUCACCCACGGCAUCGCCAGGGACAUCAUUGAAAAAAAAGCCGCCGAGUCAACAUGGCGACUUUUUUCGGCGAAGUCCUGCCAAUUCAUUCGCGAGCCGUCGACGACAAUGAGGACGAGAACGCGGAGUCACCCAGCGUCUACUUCGACCUCGACCAGAAGUAUCACGACGUCCCGUCGCUUCCCGCCUACGACCUCGUCUGCGUGGCUACGGGGGUGGCACCCAGCAUCUUCGUGCAGUGCUACCUGGUACCGGACUCCCACCAAGUUCUCGGCACCAUCCGGUUGAACCGGACGAAGCAGCAGGACUCAAACGACCCGUCGGGUGUCUGGGGGCUCGACUACAGCCGGCGUCCCGACGUGCUCGGCAAACUGCUCCACUAUUCGGGUCACGGCGGCGGCGUGCUGUACUGCCUGUGUGACAAAGAAGUGCCGUUCGAGAGCUGCGCGCCCAUCGCCCGCCACUUCAUCGAGCUCUCCAAGUCUCCGCGCGUCACGUCUGUGUCGUUCGCGGCGCUGCCGGCGAGCGAUUACAAGUCAAAGGGCAGGCCCGAGUUCCCGCUUCUGAGGCAGCUUCGCACGUUCGGCUCGGCCAGGAACGGCACGGAGGACGCCAUACCGGACCUGGAGACACCGAACACGGUGUCGGGAAUGUGCGCCGCCAUGCUAACCGAAUGCGAGGUGGGCGACAUGCCCGGAACGCUGUUCGUCCUCUACACCGACGCGCCCGAGGUGGACUCGACGGUGGUUCGGGCGCUCGAACCGACACUCAGGUUGAACUGUCUGCAGGCCCUGAAUCAGCCGUUGGACACUUGCAGAAACGAGCUACUGAGGCGCGUUCGGGACGCGAAGAUCGACCGUGGGUACCUGUACUUCUGAGGUCGAAGCUCGGGGUUUCAAGGAGCGGAGGGAGUCGAUUUAGUCGUGGUCUAAUACUAGCGUCAACAGACUGGUUUACCAGCAGAAUACACAGCAAACACACCUCUGACAUCUGAAGCCAUGUUCCGUUGACGCCAAGCACAUGUUAUCCUCGGCGAGUGUUGUCAAUACUCACAGGCCUGAAAUCAGACGUCUGUGGCGAUCUGACGAGCUUGUUACCUCAGAAGCACGGUUUACCAGGCUACCUCGUUCACUGCUGCCGUAGUCGAAGGCAGAUCGCCAUACUUGAAGGACGCCAAGUUGAACAAGCCCGUAGCGAAACACUGACGAACUGCAGCUUUUUAUUUACCUGGUGAGCAAGACAUACCAGGAUGUCACCUGCAGUCCGAUAUGGACACACAAGGAGCUGAACACACUUUAAUCAUAUACCUUGUUUGACCAUCACCCGUGCAUCUGUGGACUUUCGCACUGACCAAGUCACUUUUGCCUGCAUGUCUCUGUAUGAAAAGCUUCAUGAAGUAAUGAACAGAUUGUAUGUGCAUGUCUAAUGGAGUGCAAGGACACUUUUGUCCGUUGCACGCAGCAAUAAUGCUGAUGACUUUACGAGUGAGAUACACCCACUGUCCGAUUCCUAGGGCAUCAAAUCACUUAAAGGAUCUCUUCUACAUAUGAUAUUUUAUGUGCCACAAUGCACUACAGGGCACAUUAUGUUGAGUGUGUUACUCGGUACUUGUUUCUGCAGCUCUGUCAUUGGCAAAUGAUAAACACAUUCAUCUACAUUGUUGUAAGCACAGAUUGCAGAGUUAACAUAUUGUUCUAGGUAUUGUCACCAAGUUUGGGUGCCCCAACAUAAUUGAGGACCAGUAGUGCGCUGUGUUCUGCGAGUUGUGUUGCACUCUUUUGGUCUGAAAGAGUUUGAAUCGUGUUUGUUGUUAUUGUCAUACACCUCUAACAUAUUUUGUUCCCUGAGGCUAUUAAAUGGCAGCAUUGUUUAAAUGCUUGUCAGUCUUA